CUACUCGCGAGGAUCUCGACUCCAUUAAUCCGGACCAACGGGGGCGGUUUUUGGCGUUGGCUGAAUGGAACCGAACAAGCAACAUUCGAAAAGGGGAUCACGUUUGCGGCCAGCAUUCUGUAUACAAGUGAAUUUGGAGUCGAUUUAAUUUUAGCUCCGGUCGGAAUAAAUAGGAUUAGGACACCAGGUCCCGUUAGAGUUUAAAGAAGACAGUGAACGGGACAACUUGCUGAAAAGAAGUCGCUAUAGACGAGUGUGAAGUAAAUUAUUGAAACGAUUCUAGGCGAAUUACAAGAAGAGCAGAAAAUAAUUAGAUUUUCUGUAAGUGAAGGAAACGUGGAGAAUUUUUAAUAGCAUAAUAAAAAGGAUAUCGAUUUAUUGCUUCUUCAUAUUGAUUCUGAAUUUCGCUGUACGCUGCCGACGAUUCCCGGGACCUAAACGGACCACAUGUCUAUCCAAUGCCACCGGACGGUGUAAGUGUCAGUGACACCGGAUAGCAGUGAAUUCUGUGUCGCAGUUUUUUCCCAGCCACACCACAGCAUCGAAAAAUGAAUGCGAAUGUGCGACUAGUUUUGUACGUUUUGCGCACGUUGGCAGCACUGCGAUGGCUACCGUGUCUGACGGCCUUCCACAUUCCGGUUACGACGACUACGGGGGUUCAAACACUAAGUAACUUACUGGCGGUACCUCCGCUGCCUUCAGGUCACCAAAUACCGGUAGGUGUCCGACCAGCACCUCCUCCAGCCCAGUUUCUCGUUCCCCCCAGUCCUAUCAACUCGUCGACCGUCGCUGCCAUGGAUCGAAUAGAUCGCCGAUAUCACAAAGCACGCAAGGUCAUCCACAAAUAUCCCGUGCGGUAUCACUAUCCGAGCAGAAGGCGUCAUCCAAAAUAUCCCAAACUAUACAGCGAGUACACGGCCUGGUCCCACUGUGAUCCGUUUUGCAAACAACGCCGGGAACGGUACUGCCUAGUGCACUCCAAGUGUGGGCUGCACGUCCACACCGAGGAACGGCCUUGUCAUCCCAAAUUGUGCGCACCGCUGAGGAUCCCCGCUUCCUACACCAGCUACCAGCAUAUCCCACUGCACAAAUACUCGGUGGUGGGUGUAGAUUCCCUCUGGCCCAAGAAGAAAAAGGGAAUAAUUGUGGCCGAUGACGAUUUUGAUGAUGAUUAUUGGGACGAGGACGACGAUGACACCGAGUACGUGAUCAUAAAGAAGAAACCGAAACACAAACGGAAACGCACCCGCAUCAUUUACCAGCGCCGAGAGGAAAACCUCCCGAAAAACCAUCGUCCACAGUACGAGCCAGAGCCGGAAAAGCUCGAGAAUCUGUCCGAGCAGAGAGUGCAAAACCAGCGAAAACCACUGAAGGUAGUUCUGGAUGACUUCGAUGAUAAGAAAAUUUUCAGCCCAAGUCCGCACUAUGAUCAAUAUACACCCAAUACGGUGCAGAACUUCCACCGAAAGCCAUAUACGGCCGUGGCCAAACGAAAACCCACCAGGUUGAUGGAUUACUUCGAAGAUUACUACGACGGUUUGUACCGAGAUGGAACGGGUUUCGGUAAUCGUAGGAACAAUCUGUACGAUUCGAAUGGGUUCUACCCCAUUAGUGAAGGAUUGGUAGCUAACAGUGACAAUAGCACUUCCACUAGCAAUGAAUCCUCGACGGCUAAUUUCGAUCGAUUGAUGGAAUCAUUCCCAACUGAGAAUCCACUGAAGGAGGGUAAUACCAUCCAUCAUGCAAAACGUGAAGUAAGCAAUGAUUUAGACGAUUUCGAUGAUGAGUUAGAUGACUCAUCAGAAGAGGAUUUAGCCGCUAAUAACACACUGCUCGACAGGGAUGUUGAUGGUAAAAAGUACCCUGGACGAAAUUUAUUGAAAUUAGGAGUGACUACCCAGAAAAAAGCUCGGGAAAAGGCUGUCUUUGAAAUGCCCCGAAAGGUAGACAAUCCCUAUUCCAAGUGGAGUCGAUGGUCUAAGUGCACCGCUAAGUGUACAACCCGACGAUUCAAACGAUGUAAGGUACCAGCGAUUUGCGGCAACGACAUCAUCCGAGAAGUGGCUUACUGCUACACCGAGGGUAGCUUCUGCGAAGAAUGGAUUGGCAAUCAGCUGUACCAGAACAACAAGGGACCACCUUCAACGACAACUAUCACAACAACAACGACCACCACCACCACCCCAACACCGAAAACCACUAAGCCUUCACGGAAUCACCUACUAUCACAGCAUCAUCAAUCGGCUCGCAGUCGUAGCGAUGUUCAGGAUAACUCGAUAGCCCAACAAUCUUUUGGCAGUCGCAGGGGAGUUUUGCAAUCGGAAUAUAUGCCCCAAGAAAUGGCCUGUGGACUUCCGAUGGUUCGAAACAAACCGAAAAAGUAUCUCUACAAUAUGCUGAGGAUCAUUGGUGGAAAAGCGUCACGGCGGGGGCAGUGGCCCUGGCAGGUGGCCAUUCUUAAUAGAUUCAAGGAAGCGUUUUGCGGUGGAACAUUGGUUGCCCCUCGCUGGAUUCUGACGGCAGCUCACUGUGUCCGAAAGCGCCUCUAUGUACGCCUUGGGGAACACAAUCUGCAACAGUCGGACGGCACCGAGAUGGAGUUUCGUGUUGAGUCUAGCAUUAAACAUCCGCGGUACGACAAAAAAACGGUGGAUAACGAUGUAGCUCUUCUUCGGCUACCACGGGAUGUCGAACGGUCCAACUUCGUGGGGUACGCUUGUUUACCGGAACGAUACCAGUCGCUCCCGAUUGGACAUACCUGCACCAUUAUCGGUUGGGGUAAGAAACGCCACAGUGACGAUGCCGGGACGGACGUCCUACACGAGGCGGAGGUGCCGAUAAUCACCAACGACAAGUGCCGGGCAGUGUAUCACGACUACACCAUCACGAAGAACAUGUUCUGUGCCGGUCACAAACGGGGUCGGGUAGAUACCUGCGCCGGUGACUCCGGUGGACCGUUGCUCUGCCGGGACACCACAAAGGUAAACAGUCCGUGGACGAUCUUCGGUAUCACCAGUUUCGGCGAUGGUUGUGGGAAAAAGAAUAAGUUCGGUAUCUACACCAAGCUGCCGAACUACGUAGACUGGGUCUGGUCAGUGAUAAAUUGCGACGGAAACUGUCGGACAUGAGCGCGAGGCCGAAUGCUGAUGGGGGAGCGAAUGAUCCCGUUGUUGAGGGCGCGUGUGGGGCCUGGUGAAACGAUUUCAAUCGAUUAUCUGUAUAAAUAAGGUGCUUCCGCAAACCAAUCUUCCAAUCGCGUAUUUAUUGAGCUUCCGGAUUUGUUGAGAAGAAACGCACAAAGCUUAAAUUUGAAUGUAGGUAUUUAUUCUAAUUACUGUGUAUAGUAUUUUUACGAACAAAUAU
Molecule: messenger RNA, 3363 nt
Organism: Wyeomyia smithii (pitcher-plant mosquito)
Lineage: Eukaryota; Metazoa; Arthropoda; Insecta; Diptera; Culicidae
Exons: 7
Coding region: 549-3128 (859 amino acids)
Biological process (GO): proteolysis
Molecular function (GO): serine-type endopeptidase activity
Source: RefSeq, a predicted model, not a curated record